Molecule: messenger RNA, 975 nt
Organism: Dinoponera quadriceps
Lineage: Eukaryota; Metazoa; Arthropoda; Insecta; Hymenoptera; Formicidae
Gene: bisc
Product: TM2 domain-containing protein CG10795
Exons: 3
Coding region: 138-701 (187 amino acids)
Source: RefSeq, a predicted model, not a curated record
UGAAGGUCGCAGCGCUUGACGUCGUUCAAAACAUUCGAGAUGUGGACGUCGUCGUCCGUGGAAGCUGUUUCUCAGUUGUCAGUUUGUAUAUAACGGUGAAUAUAUCGUACGAAUAACGUCGUAUAAAAUGAGACGGCAUGUUCCAUUCGACGCGACUUCUUAGCGGGCUGCUCGUUCUACUACUAUCGAUAAUUGCGCUAUGCGAUGGCGCGAACUACACGUACGAGGUCGACUGUAAUAACCUACGAAUGGGACAGUACAUCUGUCCGCAUCCCGAUUACGAUUUCAUAGACCCGAAGACGCAACAGCCGCGUGGAUGCACGAAGGAGAACAAAGCCAAAGUGUUAUGUUUAGCUGCUGAUGGCCUCAUCUGUAUAGAAACAAAAAAUAACACAUUCAAGAAGGAUAUACCUUGCAAAUGGACGAAUGGAUACUCUUUCGAAACAUCAUUACUGCUGUCUAUAUUUCUCGGUAUGUUCGGUGCUGAUCGAUUUUACCUUGGAUAUCCUGCUCUGGGCUUGCUUAAAUUGAGCACACUGGGGUUUCUCUUUCUUGGUCAAUUCGCCGAUGUAAUAUUGAUAGCCACGCAGAUCGUAGGACCAGCGGAUGGCUCCCACUAUGUCAUGCCAUAUUACGGUGCUGGAAUAAAGAUUGUAACCAGCAACAAUUUCACGUACAGAGUGCCACAAUAUGAUUGCUGAGGAAACGGCAGAUCCAGCACACGUAUGACGAACGACCGUUCUAAAAAUUGUAUAGCCUUCUCUUUCUUGUCGCGAGCAACGAUGUACAAUCCUAGAAUCGAGUCCUAUUUCGGUACACGUGGAUGUAAAUUAGUCUCUAUACUAUUUUAAUGAAUAAGCUUAAUGUUAAUCUUGUAGAUAAUGCAUACUUCAACGAAAUGUUGUAUAUAGACAUUUAUUACUGAUUUACGUAUUGCCAGCUGAUAUAAUUAAAUAAUAAACGUUUGUUUUUCUA